Molecule: messenger RNA, 4147 nt
Organism: Sciurus carolinensis (gray squirrel)
Lineage: Eukaryota; Metazoa; Chordata; Mammalia; Rodentia; Sciuridae
Gene: Cfap210
Product: cilia and flagella associated protein 210
Exons: 9
Coding region: 92-1732 (546 amino acids)
Source: RefSeq, a predicted model, not a curated record
CAAAUGGUCAGGGAAACACUCCGCAGACGUGAGUGUAUUCUGCGCUAGUCUCCUAUCCGGGUCUGGCGGCGCUGAGUGCUACUAGUUAGAGAUGCUGGUGCGGUUUGGACGGCGCUGUGGACAGGCGAGGGAGAGCACAGAAAUAAGGAACUCUGAAGAAGAUGAAGUUGCCGACUCACCUCUUCUACCUAGCAAGGUAGACCUCCGGCAGGUCACCAUAAUUCCACAUGAUGAGUGGGAAAGAAUUCAGGAUAGCCUUGACAAUUUGACAAGAGAAGCAGCGACUCUUCGUGCGGAAAGAAAAGCAAAGAAAGAAAUGCAUUUGCGAUCCCAGGAAGUGGUAAAACACUGGACUAAUACAUAUGCAGGGAUGAGAGAACAGAAACUUAAGGCCAAAAAGAAGCGUGAUGAAGAAAUUGAGGCUGAAAGACGAAUUCUUGAUAUAGAAGAAGAAAUAUACAAACAAGGAGAAAGAAAAAAGGCCAUUGAAUAUGCAAAGCAGUAUCAGUUUUUCAAAACAGAAAGAAUGAAAAACUUUCAUUCAGGACUUCUUCUUAGUAGAGUUAUGAAGGAACGUGAUGCCCAGAUUGAAUUCCAAAAGAGUAAUAAAAAAUCAGAUAAAAAAUGGGAAGAACAAUUGAAAUUCAACAUUGAAAUGGCUUUUAAAGAAGAGCAAGAAAAAGCAGAAAAACGACACAGAGAAAGAAUAGCUAUUGCCAAUGAUCAUCUAAAACAAAUAAAGGAACAUGAAGAGGAAGAAGAAAGAAGGAAAAAAUAUGAAGAAAACGAUGCUGAGGAGAUAAAGCGCCAGAAUUUAUUAUAUGAAAUAGAAUUGAGAAAAAAAUUAAAAAAGAAAAAAGAUGAGAUUCAAGAAAACAGGAGACUGUUUUUUCAUCUGCAUGAUAAAAAUAUCAUCAAAGCUGUAGAACAGCAGCAUCAGGAGGAUGAAGAGGAAAAAAGUAGAAAAUUUAUCAAAGCAAAAAAGCGUCUUGCACAAAUCAGGAAGGAAAAAGAAGCUGAAACACAUAGGCUAAUGGAGGAACGGAGAGAAAGAAUAAAUAACUUCCUGAGUGAACUAAUUAAAGAGAAAAUUGACAAUGAAGAUUUGAUUAUUGCUAGAGAUAUUGCAGAAGCUGAUGCUGAAUGGGAGAAAAGAGAAAAAGAAAAAAAUGAAAAAAGCCAAGCAGAAUUAAAAGCAAUUGCUGAACAUAGAGCCAUUGUGAUGAAAAAUAAAGAGGAAGAAGAAAGACAAAGGAAAAUAGAAUCUAAAGAACAAAGGCUGGCUGUCAUGAAAGCAGAUCAGAUUUUCCGUGAGCAUGAAAAGGAGAAAAAGUGCAAAGUUGAUAAAGAACGUAGAGAGGUUCAAGAUGCUCACAUUCAACAAAUGGCCAAAAAUAAGUUUAAUGCAAAAGCAGCAAAACAAGACGAAUUAGAAUAUUGCAGACUUACUGAAACUCUUGCAGCUGCAAAGGAGAAAGAAUUUCAGGAUUAUGCCAGAGAAGUAAUUAAACAAGAAUCUGAACCGACAAAUAAAUAUAUUUAUCCUCUUGUAAAAGCUGCACAGGAAGGACCUGGAGGUGGCCGUGGACCAGCUUUUAUGGAAAGAGGUGGAUUAAGACCAAGCUAUCAGGCAAAUGAUAUUACUGGAGUCCAGCUUCCUUUUUAUAACUCUCAGGGAUCAAAAUAUAAUAAUUUUCAGAAGUCUAAGGGAAGAUUAGGUUUUACAUGGUAGAAAAAAUUAUUUAAUAAAGCUGUUCAUCUCAGUACAAUUACACCUGAUCUGAUUCUUCACAAUUUUAUUUUUUUUGGUACUGGGGAUUGAACCUGGCACAUUUCUUUUGAGUAUAUAUAACCCUAAAGUUAACUGAUUUCAAUUCCUUUUUAAAUAUACAACAUAAAACUUACUUUAAAUGUGCUUUCAAUGGCAUUAAGUACAUUCACAAUAUUGUACAACCUGACUGUUCAUUGCUACAAAUGGAAACUCUGUACCCAUUAAGCAGUUAUUCCCCACAACCUAUGGCCAUCACUUAUCUGCUUUGUUUCUGUGCCAUUUGUCUACUCUGCAUAUUUCAUCUAAAUGGAAACUUGCUGUGGGUUUGGGUAUCUGGUUUAUUUCACCUAUUUUCAGGGUUCAGUCAUGUUGUGCCAUAUUUUAGUACUUCAUUCCUUUUUAUGGCCAUAUAACAUUCCACAGGAUAUAUUCCUUUUCGAUAGAAAUUUAUAUGCUUAUUUGCUUUGCUCUUAAGUGUUAGUAUCAAAUAACACUGUCAAUGUUAUUACUAACACUGAUUAUUGAAUGUAGUAGUCUAUUGAGUGUAUCUCACCAGCACGUGCAAAAUACCGCAUUUUGAAGUCACUUAAAUAAUUCUACACCAUUUUGCCACCAACUUGAUAUCCAAGUUCAGUGGGGUUUUGAGUUACAUUCCCCUGCUUUUAGAAAAAAAAAAUUUGUGGUUUAAAGAAAAUGCCACAAUGUUACCAUCUUAACCAUUUCUAAGUAUACUUUCUACAGUAAAGUACAUUCACAUUAUAGUCUCUAGAACCUUGUAAUCUUGUACAACUGAAACUGUAUCUCAGUGACUACUUCCCAUUUCCCUCUUCCUUCAACUUCUGAAAGCCACCAUUCUUUUAUGUUUGGCCACUCUAGUUACCUCAUAUAGGUGUAAUCAGUGAAUGUCUUUUAAAAAUUUACUUUUCACAGGUUCAUCCACGUUGUAAAAUGUGCCAGCUUAUAGUUGUGAACUAUAUACAACUGUGACAGCUUCUUUUUAAAAAUUGAAUACCCAGGACUGGGGUUGUGGCUCAGUGGUAGUGUUCACCUAGCAUGCCUGAGACCCUGCGUUUGAGCCUCAGUACCACAUAAAACUAAAAUAAAGGUACUGUGUCCACCUACAACUAAAAAACAAAAAAACCCAAAAAGCAAAACCCCACAAAACUGAAUACCCAUGGUAUGUGCAUGUAAAUAUACACAAUAUAUUUGUAUACAUAUGCCAAAAAUGUGUAAGUAUAUACAUGGUUGAUUCAGUCCUUCAUAAAUGGACACUUUGCCUUCACCUCUUGGCUAUUAUGAAUAAUGGUAUUAUGAACACUAAGUGUGCAAAUAACUCUUUGAAAUGCUUUCCAUUCUUUUGGAUACAUACCCAGAAGUGGAAUUGUUGAACCACAUGAUUUCACUUAUAAUUUUUUGGAACUUGCCUGUUUUCUUUUUUAAUAUUUUUAGUCAUAGAUCAACACAAUACCUUUAUUUUUAUGUGGUGCUGAGGAUUUAACCCAGUGUCUCAUCUGUGCUGGUUAAGUACUCUACCACUGAGACACACCCCAGCCCAAACUUUCCUGUUUCCUAAAGCAGCAGCAUCAUUUUACAUCCCCCACUGCACCAAGGGUACAUGUUAUACAGUUUUUUAUAAUAGCCCUCCUGUGACUAAGGUAUUCUGUGGUUUUGUUUUUUAUUUCCCUAAUGAUUAGUGAUGUUGAGCAUUUUUUGUUGUUGCUGCUGCUGAAGACUCACCCAGGGUCUUGUAUAUGUUAAGCAUGAACUCUAUAACUUAGCUACACUCCCAUAUCUUUCUGUGUUUACUUUUGUUACCAGGGACUGAAGCUACGGGUGCUUAACCACUGAGCCCCAUCCCCAGCCCUUUUGAGACAGGAUCUCACUAAAGUUGCUGCCACUGACUCCAACUUGAGAUCCUCCUGCCUCAGCCACCUGAGUUGCUAUGACUAUAGGUGUGCACCACCACACCUAGCCUCUUUCCAUAUUCUUGCUGGCCAUUUGUGUAUCAUAUUAUAGAAAUAUCUAUUUACCUCCUCUGUUCACUUCCAUUGGUUUGUUUUAAUGAAUUAUAGUUUAUAUAUAUUCUGGAUAUUGAUCUCUUAUCAUGAUAGCAAAUGCUUUCUCAUUCCUUAGGUUGCCUUUCCAUUGUUUUGUUGCUUAUUCUUUAUAAAACUGAUUCUAAAGAUCACAGCAUAGGAAUGCAUAAAGACCUUUUCUUUUCCAACUGACGUAGUAUUCUGUUGCAUGGAUAUAUCUCAUGUGAAGACAGCAAACUGAAGCAUUAUGAUUAAACAUUAACACUAACUAUAACUUUAUACCAAACCUAGAAACUCAUUGCUGGCUAAAUUAUUAUUAUUUUUUUUUUAGUUUUUCUUU